Molecule: messenger RNA, 663 nt
Organism: Effrenium voratum
Lineage: Eukaryota; Dinophyceae; Suessiales; Symbiodiniaceae
Source: the annotation of a GenBank genome assembly
AUGACGUCGCAUGCAUCCGGUUCGCCGCUUCUUUUCGACUCCGGGCCGCGGGGCCCGGACUUUGCGUUCGAAGAGGCCCUUUACAAAAAGGGCCAUAACGCUGUCGCCGGCGUUGACGAAGCCGGGCGCGGCCCGUUGGCAGGCCCUGUCGUCGCGGCCGCCAUCGUGCUCGAUCCAUCGGUGGAAAUUGCGGGCCUUGCCGAUUCCAAGGCGCUGACGGCACGGCGCCGCGACAUUCUGUUCGACGCGAUCAUGGCCGAUGCGCGUGCGGUCAGCGUGGCAAGCGUCUGCGCCGACAGCAUCGAUGCGUCCGACAUCCGCAAGGCGAGCCUUGCGGCGAUGCGCGCCUGUGUGACCGGCCUUUUGCCGCGCGCCGAUGCGGCGCUGUUCGACGGGCGCGACGUACCGCCCGGACUGCCGCCGGAGUUUGCGGCACAGUCGGUGAUCAAGGGCGAUGCGCGCUGUCUGUCGGUCGCCGCCGCCUCGAUCGUCGCCAAGGUCAGCCGGGACCGGAUGCUCGUCAACCUGUGCACGGCGCAUCCGGGCUAUGGCCUGUCGGGGCACAAGGGAUACGGCUCGGCCGGCCAUCGCGCGGCCAUCGAACGUCUUGGCGGCGUUGCGCGCCUGCACCGUUUCACGUUCCGCCCGCUGUCCGGGCUCUGA